Messenger RNA from Ooceraea biroi (clonal raider ant), 2850 nucleotides. It is a transcript of the gene BNIP3, whose product is annotated as BCL2 interacting protein 3. NCBI's taxonomy places the organism in Eukaryota, Metazoa, Arthropoda, Insecta, Hymenoptera, Formicidae. Gene Ontology annotation, biological process: positive regulation of apoptotic process; mitochondrial outer membrane permeabilization. The record is from RefSeq and is a predicted model, not a curated record. Gene Ontology annotation, cellular component: mitochondrial envelope; mitochondrial outer membrane; nucleus.
AGCACUGCCCCCGCAGCAGUAUUCUAUCGUGAUUGCUCGCGCGGUGGAGUUCGUUGCCGUCUCGUCCUUCUUAUCGCGUACGUCGCAGUCGCGUUUUGUUGUGUGUAUCUCCGUCUCUCUCUCUCUCUGUCCCUGUAGGCGGGCGAGCAAGCAGACGAGUUUCCGUACGCAAUCACGCAGGUGUACGUGCGAGACGACGAUGUCGUUUUCGGUGAAGAAGCACACGUCGGACGAGCAGCUGAGCGAAUCAUGGGUGGACCUGGUGCCGGAACUAUCACCGGCAGCCCGGACGUUAGCGUUCAACAGUGAGCGCGAAUACCUGCGACUUCUCCGGGAAGCACAGAAGGAUUCCACACAUUCGUCUGCGAGACAUUCCUUGGCGUCCUCACGCCGGGAUACUCCAAGAGAUAGCCCGAAGAGCCCGCCGAACAGCCCGAACACGGAACUCUCGAGCGAAGAUGAGUUCAAAGGAGUCUAUAUAAAUUACAACUGCAACAAGGAGGGUGAGCUUCUGGACAAGAACAUGGACUGGAUCUACGCGUGGAGCUCUCGACCGGACCAGGCACCGCCAAAAGACUGGAAGUUCAAACAUCCUUUGAGCAGCAAGAGGAAAACGUAUAGCAUUCGCACGGCAAAGGUCGGCAAGAACGGACUGUUUUCUAAGGAGGUCAUUUAUACCCUAUUCUUCACAAACCUCUUGUCUUUGCUUAUUGGGACUGGCUUGGGCGUUUUAUUGACUAGGCGAGGCCUCAUAAUGUCCCGCGUUGCCAUUGAGUGAAGUGCACGAGAUUCCGAGAGUGUCAGCGUCAGGAUUGUCACGGUCGAAUCAGCACAAGGCGGAGGGCUAUAUGCAAGAAAGACUGAACAAGCCGGCGGGCAAUCGAGCCUAAAAAAAAAGAAGAAAAAAAAGAUAGAUACACGCAGCACAUAUAAUUCGAUUGUCCCAAUUUAUAAUAUUAGCACUUUGUAUUAUAUAUUAGCACUCUUGCUCCCCAUCCCCCCUUAAUAUACUAUACACGGUGUACUUCUCAGAAAUUGCGUAUGCCAGGCAUGUAGGUAAUAUACGUAUCGUUAUAUGCCUAGGAAAAAGAAAAGAAAAGAAAAGGAAGAAACAGAGAGAAACUACCGUAUAGAAUUGUUGAAAGAAAUAGGCAGGCGUGUGUGAACGAAACAUGUCCAUUUUAUACCGUUUCUAAUGCGUUUCUAUCUGCGAUAGUUUGUAGGUAUAGCUUGAAUAGAGUAUUUAUCAGAAACCAAUUAUAUUAUUAGAGAACAGAAAGAAAGGAGCGAGACUGAGAGCGAGAGAGGACGAGAGCAUGUGUGCGUGCAUGGACGCGGGUCGAAGGAAGUGCAAGCUUUACCAACGGGAGGGAUUAGGAUUUGUCGAUGAAAACAACUUCAAAAGCAUCAGAUGACUCGUCUUAUUCACCGGGAUUCCGCGAAUCUUGCAACAAGCGUGUCCAAUAAAUCCGAGAUACAGUGGAACGUAACGGAAAACGUCCUGACGAACCGGCUAUCUUCUUGAAUUGUCACGUGACUAUUGUGAUCGUCAUCUCGAUGACGAUUUCUUGGGAUAAUGAUAGUUCCUAGCGGAAAGGGGAAGGUUGAUGUUGACGUCUGUUGAUGUCUUGACGCCAAGGCGAAGGUGGACGAAAAGGAGGAGGGACCACGGGGCAAGCGAACGUGUUUGAGCGAGACAGUUUCGGUGUGCGCGUUUUUGUACGCUCAUCUUAAAUCUACGGUCUUGUGUAACCUUGUAAUAAAUGUACGUAGCGGAGUUUACACAUGUACACACGCAAAAUCUGUUUUAUUGAUCUGCAUCUAACGAGAGAGCAGAAGCAAUUAUAUAUUAUAAUUAUAUAAUUGCGUUUCUGUAGUUUUACCGCGCGCGAUAUGACAAUGAAGUAAAAAACGGUCUCACCUGUUCUCGGAUUUUUGCGAAGAUCCGAAGAUCUUUCAAAAUCAAUCUUAGCAAUUGUAAAGAUAAAUUAUAAUGUACAAAUUUAUUUAUUUACGUUUAUAAAAAAACGAGACCACUAUCACAUUUCGAAUUCGGUCCAAAAUUUUUGUCAGUAUUACAUAUAUUUGCGAGUAUAUUAUAUUUAAUAUUUAACUAAUGAAUGUUGCGGUGAGACACAUUCCUCCUCGGCCAAUCGGUGAUUACUCGAAGGAACUGCGAUUUGUCUUGUCUGACAAAUUUUUUGGGAAAGGUCGGAUUUGCAUGCAAAAGUUCUAUAAAUGUUUAAGACACACACACACACUGUUUUCAGCAAUUGCUGCGGCAAAUCGCGCGAUAACGUGACAGGAUUUUGUACUUUAUGAGGAAGAAGAUGGAGCGAUUCCAAUCGCAUAAAUUUAUUAUCGAAAAAUGUGCACAAGCAUAAUCGCGGUAUAAACCCUUGAAUUCUGAUUAGAGAUACGCAUCAGUGGAUGUGACGCAUUGCGGAUAUGCGUCGCUCGUGUUAGUGUUAGGCCACAUUCAAGCAUACGUGUUAGAAAUUGCAUAAUUCUUGAUUUGCUUGCAACCAGAUCGGCGACACAGUGUCACGUGGCGUCGUCACGUGAAUCGGCGGAUUUUCUUUCUGUAACUCUUAGGUAAGACGCAUCAUUUAACUUACAGUAAUAAUAUUCAAUGUAUUUUUCAUAAGCGAUUAUUUUAUAUUACUGUAUGUAUAUUGUCCGUAUGCAUAAUAUAAUAAUCGUAACCCGCAUGUAGUAGUGGCGUUGGUGACUUCUUGGCGUUAUCGAACACUCGAUUCUCAUUUGAUAUUCGAAAUUUUUUUCGAAUUGAGAGACUUUCAUUAUGGAUGAUUUGUACACAAGCGCUACGAAAUAAAGGGUUUUGUAAAU